AUGUCAAAGGCAGCUGUCAACGUCCCCACGGACGUCAAAAUCAAGGAGAAGGAUGUCAAUGCCAAGCUCCAACUUUACGGCAUCUACGCCGCCUUCGCCAAUGGCAAGGCCCCGUCCAACACUCAGAUCGACCGCGCCCUGAACACUGCGCUCGAGUGGCAGUAUCUUCAGAAGCCAAGCACCAAGCUCUCAGCGGACGGCCAGAAGCUCGUCGCUGAUCUGCGCGACGUGAUCGAGAAGUCCAAGGAGCUUCUUCUCUCCAAGAACGAAGGCAACGUCCUCCAAGACUUCAUCUGGCAAACGCAGCAGAUUGGCUCAGGUGACGCGAAGGGAGUCAAUGUGCCAGUCGACAAGGACACCGCCAAGCAACACGGCAACCAGGCUCUCGAGGGUCUUCGUGUUCUCGGUCAGUUGAUCAUCACCAAUGGCCAAUUCCGCAAGUUGCUCAACGAUGCCGUUGUGCUUUUGCGAGACAUUGCUGGAGACGCUGCUCAAAAGGCCGCCUCCAAGGUCAACCCAGACGAGGAGGCGCUUGCGAACAUCGAUCAACCAGCUGAGGACAACACCUGGCAUGACGCCCCUGAUCUCUCGAAGGAGAAUAUCAAGAAGCAAAUCCAGUCGCAGGUGCCCAUUGGCAAGAAGGACGUCCAGGAUGCCGCCGCAGAUGCUUCUGGCGCUGCUCAUCCAGACGGUUCGCGCGAUCCAGCCGAUGCCGCUGCUCUGGCUGCACAAGAUCAACAGCAAGGUACCGCUUCUGGCGUCGACGCCCGUACAGGUGCUGUCGCUGGUGCUGGCACCCUCAAGGAUCGCGUCUCACAGAACACGGACGAGGACCAGAAGCAGAAGGCCCGCGAAUACCGUGAGCGAACCCGCGAGUACUUCAAGAACAAGGUGCCAAAGGAGCGCCGUGAGCAGGUCAUCUUCCGCCUCAAGAAGAUGGUCGUCGAGAUCCAGGGCCAUGAAGACUACCAACAGGCCAUUGAGACCCUGCUACGCUUGGCCGAGGAAUAUACUGGCCACACUAAGAACGUCGCCUCCCAGAGCCAAGGAGCCGUCAAAGGUGCCCGCAACCAGGAUUCGUUGAGUACUGCUGAAGCUGACCUACGGAUUUUGCUUGAGCGCUUUGCGAACUCGACUUCGUUCGACGAUCUCUUCGAUGCCAUCAACCAGAUCUACACGGAUGCCGACAGAGACCCAGAGUUGAGGCGAUUCUUCACCGACUCAGACCGAUACAUUCGCAAGUGCCUUCAAGAGCAGGGAUACAUUCUCCAAGAGGAGUCGAAUGAGGAGUGGAAUCGUCUCUAUGACAGAGGAAACUUCCUCCUGAGGGAGCGAUACCGUGAUCACACCGAUCGCAUCGUCGACGAGGUCAAAUUCCUCGCUGAGCAGUUCGAUCAAGACCCGCAGAACAAGGCCUUUGCCCAGUCAAUGGACAAGUUGUUCAAGGAUCUUGGCAACGAUGCCGACGGAAAGGCCGAGUUUAAGCCUCACUUGAUCAAGGAUCUGACUGAGGUACUCCUGCCGGCGUUCUUCGAGCACAUCCGCUACGUCCCAAUUCCGAGAAUUGAGUUCUCGGACAGCCAGAUCGACGCUGUGGUCGAGAACCUCGUCAUCGAGGGAGACAACCUGGCACCUAACCAGCUCGAAUUCGGUAGCGACAACUACUGGAAGUGGGGCCGUAAGGGUGUACAGAGCAAGAAUAAGAACAAGGUCAUGCUGUCCGUGUCUGGCAUUCAGAUGGACCUCAAGGACGUAUCGUACUACGUCAAGAAGAAGCAGGGCUUCCCUGGCAUCACCGACAAGGGUGUCGUCGACAUCUUCCUGGGCGGCACUGGCCUCAGCUUCAAGGUGGCGAUGGAGACUGCCGACAAGAGCGACAAGAACCACUUCUUUAAGAUCACGGCCGUCAAUGUUGACAUCAAGAACAUGGCGAUCAAGGUCAAGCAGUCAAACCACAAGCUCCUGUUCGGUCUCUUCAAAUCCUUGGCGCUCAGAGUCCUUCGCCCAGUCAUCCAGAAGGCAGUUGAGAAACAGGUUCGCGACAACGUGCACCAGCUGGAUGCUCUUCUUUUCUCCGUCAAGAAGGAGGCCGACCGUGCCGCUGAGGAGGCCAAGAACAACCCAGAUCCCGAGAAUCUGGAGAACAUCUACCAGCGCUAUUUCAACGCGUUCCAGCGCGAGAUCCAGAAAGGACAGAAGAAGAAGGAGCAGAUCCAGGAGAAGGCCGCAGACACCAAGGUAAACGUCGCAGUGACCCAGAACGACAGUAUUUUCAAGAAUAUCUCGCUGCCAGGCGGCAUCUCGACCAAGGCUACCGAGUACAAGGAGUUGGCUGCCAAGGGCGAGAAGUGGGAGUCCCCAGUCUUCUCCAUUGGUACUGCCAAGGAGUCCACGAACUUGCCUAAGGUCUCAGAGCCACGCCGCAAGCCGCACAACGCCACUCCAGGUGGCCUGCGUGGGCCUGGUGCUGCUCCCAUCGAUGGCAAGCCAACUACCAACGGCUUUGCCAACCAGGUGGACAAUGCCUUCCAGGCUGCUGACCCAAACAAUACCACCCUCGGCCGUGGUAACCCAGUCCUCCAAGGACAGGUCUAA
This is a messenger RNA of Zasmidium cellare ATCC 36951, 2595 nucleotides long. RefSeq lists its product as uncharacterized. NCBI's taxonomy places the organism in Eukaryota, Fungi, Ascomycota, Dothideomycetes, Mycosphaerellales, Mycosphaerellaceae. The record is from RefSeq and is a predicted model, not a curated record. The transcript is spliced from 8 exons. Bases 1 to 2595 code for a protein of 864 amino acids.